GUCUUUUGCGGUCCAUCUGCCCACAGAAGUGGUUCGAGUGCUGGAAGAGAACGUUUCAGACGAGGACUUUGCUCUGGCCAAGAAAAGGGUGGCCUACCUGUGCAGGCCGCAAUAUAGCGUGGACACUUUGCGAGUUUUAGCCAAGGGUCUGAGUGCGAGCAUUCUGGCCCAGCUGGAAAAUGCAGAUGAUCAGGUGAGGGUCAUAGAUGACUGCACUGUGGGCGGCUUGAACAAGACCAUCGGGGUGGUUGAGAAGUAUCGCAUACAUGCUAUGGAUGAGAUCUCAGCGACGUGGAAGCGGAGAGCAGCAUUCUUGGUGACGGGUGUACAAAUGCUGGACCUGAAGGUCAGCGGCUUCGAAGACGAUACUGUUCCCGAUCCUAAUCUCGGCUAUUGGUGGAAGGGCUCAGUGUGGGUGCAAGAUUUUUCAGACGUGUUCGAAGCUGCAGGCCGGCCCGCGAAUGUGGUGGUGGUAGAUGGUGAGCCUGACAUGAAGCCGGAGCUGGUUGAAGAGCCGGGUUUUGUGCAUGUGGAGUCGUUGGUGAACUCUGGCGUUGCCAGUUUGGGCGCCUUGGCUCACAGUUUUGGGCAUGCUGGGCAGGCCAUCAACGCCAAUGAAUUUUCCGACUGGGUCCGAGCGAAGCAUGCCACCUUGGACACCGUCGCAUGA
Messenger RNA from Effrenium voratum, 670 nucleotides. The record is from the annotation of a GenBank genome assembly. NCBI's taxonomy places the organism in Eukaryota, Dinophyceae, Suessiales, Symbiodiniaceae.